This is a messenger RNA of Uloborus diversus, 1868 nucleotides long. It is a transcript of the gene MetRS-m, whose product is annotated as methionine--tRNA ligase, mitochondrial-like. The record is from RefSeq and is a predicted model, not a curated record. Gene Ontology annotation, molecular function: methionine-tRNA ligase activity; ATP binding. The transcript has 13 exons. Gene Ontology annotation, biological process: methionyl-tRNA aminoacylation. Lineage: Eukaryota; Metazoa; Arthropoda; Arachnida; Araneae; Uloboridae. Bases 150 to 1823 code for a protein of 557 amino acids.
UCUUGCUCUGAGAAAGGCUUCAGUUGUGUGAUUAUUUUACAUGUAAUUUGUAGCAUGUAUUUUAGUUUUCAACGAAUUGAAUAUAAAAAAUUUUGAACUUCCUGCUCGAAGUUUGGGUGGUUGAAUACUAUUACAUUAAAUAUACUGUUAUGACUGCUCACAUGAAAUGUUUCCAGUUCAAUAAAAUGAAGUUGUUAUAUCUAAAAAUUAUUAACAGAGCAUUUGCAUCUGUAAAAACUAACAACUCAAGUAGUUAUUUUGUGACUACACCUAUAUUUUACUUAAAUGGAGUUCCUCACAUUGGGCAUUUACAGUCCUGUCUGUAUGCUGAUGCCUUUGCAAGAAUAAAUCGCCUUCUUGGAAAGGAAGUUAUUUUUUCUACUGGAACAGAUGAGCAUGGAUUAAAGGUGUUGCAAGCAGCUGAAACAAACAAGUUAACUCCAAUUGAUUAUUGUGAUGAAAUGUCAAGUACUUUUGAGAAAGCCUUCAAAGAAGCAAAUAUUUCAUAUACUCACUUCAUUAGAACAACUAAUGUGAAACAUAAAGAAAUGGUUCAAGACUUCUGGUGCAAGUUGGACAAAAAUGGUCAUAUUAGCAAAGGAAAAUAUACUGGAUGGUACAGUGUCAUAGAAGAAGCUUUUGUUCCAACUGCACAAGUUAAAGAAGUCAGAGAAGGCUCACAAUUUAAAACUGUGUCCAUUGAAACAGGUUCUCCUGUUGAGAGAAUGGAAGAAGAAAAUUACGUAUUUUGUUUGCCUAAGUUCCAGAAUGACCUCUUGUAUUGGUUGUCCAAAGAUGUUGUUAAGCCUCUGAUUUUCGCAGACGAUCUGAAAAAAUGGAUUGAAGAGGGUUUAACAGAUUUGUCGAUUUCACGUCCUCGAACUCGUUGUUCUUGGGGUGUACCAGUUCCAAAUGAUGAAACUCAAGUUGUUUAUGUGUGGCUUGAUGCACUUGUAAACUAUUUAACCGUUGGAAAGAAUGCGGCGCAAAGUUUAGAAUGGCCAGCAAGUUGUCAUGUGAUUGGAAAAGACAUUCUCAAAUUUCAUGCUAUUUUUUGGCCUGCGUUCUUAAUUGCAGCUGGUUACGAACCUCCUAGGGAAAUAUUUUGUCACUCCCAUUGGACUGUAAAUUAUGAAAAGAUGUCUAAAAGCAAAGGAAAUGUGAUUGACCCAAAAUUGUUGAUUGACAAGUAUGACGUUGAUGGUUUUAGGUAUUUCCUGCUGCGAGCAUCUGUGCCUAAUUCUGAUACAAAUUAUAGUGAAACAAAAAUUCACAGAAUGCUGAAUGCUGAAUUGUGUGAUACACUUGGUAACUUGUUAAGCCGUAGCUGUGCCAAAUCUUUAAAUCCUCAGCAAAUAUUUCCUCCAUUCUCUCAUGAAGCAUUUUGUUCUUUAAAAGAAACAAAUAUUCAGCAUAUAAUUGAUUCUACAUCCAAAUUACCAGAAACAGUUAAAAAACAUUUUCUUGAAGGUUACUUCUACAAAGGCAUAGACAGCAUGUUAGAUUGUUUGCGAGACACAAAUGCAUUUGUUCAACACACCAAACCAUGGGUUCUUGUUAAACAGCAAGACACUGAGGCUCAACAAAAGUUAUUCACUAUACUACACACUGUACUGGAAGUGUUACGAAUCUGUAGUUUGUUGCUUCAGCCGAUUAUUCCAACCUUGACUGCCAAAGUUUUGGCAAAAAUUGGUGUUUCAGAAAUGGAGAGAAGUUGGCAAAAUAUUAUUUGUUUCCCUUCCUUUCAUAAUUUGCCAAACAAGUUAGAAGGGCAGCCUUUGAAUAAUGACAAUAUUCCAUUGUAUGAAAGAAGGAAAUCUUGAUAUUAGUUUUUGUAAUAUUACUUGUAGUAUUGUUGCAUCAAAUAU